UGGAGGGGAGGCUGCAGAGCGAGGGCAGGAGGUGGGUGCGGCGCGGCCGGGGACGCGGGCGCAGAGACAGCCGAACCACUUUCCAACACCCCAGCCUCCUGCCAUGUCUGACCCCAUCACACUGAAUGUCGGGGGGAAGCUCUACACAACCUCACUGGCAACCUUGACCAGCUUCCCUGACUCCAUGCUGGGUGCCAUGUUCAGUGGGAAGAUGCCCACCAAGAGGGACAGCCAGGGCAACUGCUUCAUUGACCGCGAUGGCAAAGUGUUCCGCUACAUCCUCAACUUCCUGCGGACCUCCCACUUGGACCUGCCUGAGGACUUCCAAGAGAUGGGCCUGCUCCGAAGAGAGGCUGACUUCUACCAGGUGCAGCCCUUGAUUGAGGCACUGCAAGAGAAGGAGGUGGAGCUCUCCAAGGCCGAGAAGAAUGCCAUGCUCAACAUCACCCUGAACCAGCGUGUGCAGACAGUCCACUUCACUGUGCGGGAGGCACCUCAGAUCUAUAGCCUCUCCUCCUCCAGCAUGGAGGUCUUCAACGCCAACAUCUUCAGUACCUCUUGCCUCUUCCUUAAGCUCCUUGGCUCCAAGCUCUUCUACUGCUCCAAUGGCAAUCUCUCCUCCAUCACCAGCCACCUGCAGGACCCCAACCACCUGACUCUGGACUGGGUGGCCAAUGUGGAGGGCCUGCCAGAGGAGGAGUACACCAAGCAGAACCUCAAGAGGCUCUGGGUGGUGCCAGCCAACAAGCAAAUCAACAGCUUUCAGGUCUUCGUGGAAGAGGUGCUGAAAAUUGCUCUGAGUGAUGGCUUCUGCAUUGAUUCUUCUCACCCACAUGCUGUGGAUUUUAUGAACAAUAAGAUUAUUCGAUUAAUACGGUACAGGUAAAAGGACCCCAGCAACCCUGGUGGGGGGCUCCCAAGAAGCUCCACAUCAGCCAAGAUCUUGGAGAGUGUCUCACCAGUGGUGUGAGGCAGGGCGCUAUACUAAUCUGUAUUAAUCGCAUAGCAGGACUUGAUUAACCCCACAGUGCAGUCUACCUAUAGGAAUCCAUGUGUCCUCUCAACAGAGCCACCUUUUUUCCUUGCCACUUUGAGCUAGAGAUGGGCAGUUUGUCAUGACAAAUGAAGUAUCUGCCAAUGUGUCCUAAAGGCCACAGGAGGGCUUUCUGGCUACAGAGGAAUGGCUGGUUCUUCAUGGGUAUCAGCUCUCUCUGUAUCACUAGGCAGUGCCUCUCUCAGCCCUCUGUGAAAGGAGCCGCUCGUGGAAAGGAGGGGGUGAAAACAGGGAGCUCCCUUCAGUUCCCCAGGAUAAAGUCACCAGAUAGUCCCACUCCUCCUGCUCCUCUGUCCCUAGGAUGCAGCCGGGACCUUGGACUUGUUCACCCAGCAGCAGCCAUGUUUGGCUGGCUCAGAAAUGCAGAAGGAUUUCAGAGCUGCGUUCUUGACCAACCCACACUGUGGCAGGGACAGAUUUGAACUGUGGCAUGGCCCAGACGAGGGAACGUCCAGCCAGGGUUCAGAAAAUGGGGAUAUCCCUCUUGACUGAGUCAAAUGUAGUAGACAUUUGGGGAUUUCUCACUUCAGAGAUGAGUUGUUGUCCCUACAAAGAUUUUAAAGUAUCUGGAGCCAGUGCAAUGAAAGGCAUUUCAUGAUGUGGACUGUUACAUGAUUUUUGUAAUCCUUUUCCCAAGAAUUUGAAGUAUCAUUGAAACAGGUCAUUUUAAACAAAUAAUAUUAUGGACUCUCAGGGUUGGAAAAGAAUCCAGUGGUCACUUAGUCCUCCCCAGCUCCCAGCACACCCCAACCCAUGUGGGGCUGAGUGCCUCUCCCCAGGACCUUCAAAGUGAUCAUAUAUCCCUGCUUGCAUACCUCCGGCAAAGGGAAGCUCAUCAUGCCCAAGGCAGUCCCUGCCAUGACUGGCCAGGGCUGGCUGUUAAAAAGCUCUUCCUUCCAUCGAACCAAAAUCUGUCUUUCCACUCCCAUUUUCUAGUCUUGGUUCUAGACCUGCCUUCUCACCCACACGUAUACUUUCUCUUUCAAAAUAGUCACCUUAAGAAGCCAGACACUUAAUCCUGAACAUAUUACUACUUUGGAAUUAGGUUCCCCACUAGCAUUUGUCUUCGGAACCAAGGUCAGCCCAUCCUCCACCCACACACCCCCUACACCCACCAUCCAUUGUAAGUCCCAUUUUGUGAUGGCUUUGCUUUUUGACCACAAUUUCACCCAUCUUCUCACCAGCCAUGGCUCCGCAUAGCUUUUGACCACUUCAUGUUGGAGAAUGAAGAUUUGUCCUCCCAAGAAAGUGUUGCCAGAGGAAGGAGCCCAGGGGCUCCUAGGACAGGGUGCAGCAAGGAGUGGGCUGGACACUCUUAGAGUAUCCUGUCCUACGACACUGCUCUGAAAGACACAGCCUUCCACUGUGGCACUGUUUCCUCCUUGAGGGAAGGUCUAGGGCAAGACAUCCCAAGCCACCACUUCCCAGGAGGUGAUGAACUGUGCAGGCCUCAGAUCUGCACAUUAUGAUUCAUCCCUGGAGCAUGGCCUUGGAAGUCCCACAAUUUUCCCCAUUGGGCAGAGACCCUCAGACAAAACCAGGGAAGCCUAGUGACAUAGUCACCCACAGGAGAUGGGAUGAAGAAGGGGUGUCUUGUAGUUACAGCCUGGGGAUAGGGAGCCGGUAUGCUAGGCCGUGGGCAAAGGCUGCAUCUGUUAGGUAAUAAAGGCCUCUUCCUCCUACAAGGGGACCCAGGAGUCUCUGACAGCUGUCCCAGGCCACCAGGCCAAUGGUACUCAAGAAAGUCACUCAGGGGAAUCCAGAUUAGAACAGGUUAGAACAGGUCGCAGAAGCUGUGACCACAACAGUUGAUGGAAGAAGUCUUGUAAAUCACUGCUACCUGUUUCUCCUCCAUAAAAAGUCUUUUUCUCAUCUUUUCGGUGCUUCUUAAUUCACACAGCUUGAUGUCAGAGAAAGUAAAGGACCUGUGAAAUCACUAAUGUGCUAUGUGACUUUGUGCAAGUCACUCACCUCACUGAGCCACCUCCAUUUCUGCAUCUGUGAAAUGGGCAUAACAAUAAUACAUAACCCUACCUACCUCACAGGGCUGUUGUGAGGAUCAAAUGAAAUAACGUAUAUGAGAAUCCAAUA
Nyctereutes procyonoides (raccoon dog) is the source of this 3145-nucleotide messenger RNA. RefSeq names its product potassium channel tetramerization domain containing 21 (gene KCTD21). Bases 104 to 886 code for a protein of 260 amino acids. Gene Ontology annotation, molecular function: histone deacetylase binding; cullin family protein binding. The record is from RefSeq and is a predicted model, not a curated record. Lineage: Eukaryota; Metazoa; Chordata; Mammalia; Carnivora; Canidae. Gene Ontology annotation, biological process: protein homooligomerization; ubiquitin-dependent protein catabolic process. The transcript has 2 exons.